Haliotis rubra (blacklip abalone) is the source of this 1703-nucleotide messenger RNA. RefSeq names its product actin-3-like. The record is from RefSeq and is a predicted model, not a curated record. The transcript is spliced from 8 exons. Lineage: Eukaryota; Metazoa; Mollusca; Gastropoda; Lepetellida; Haliotidae. The coding region runs from base 64 to 1191 and encodes 375 amino acids.
ACAGUCAAGUUACUACAGCUGCAGAAGUUUCACCAAGACAAACAGUGCAGCCAUCAAUACAUCAUGUCUGAGUACGAUACAGAUAUUGCUGCUGUUGUCAUUGACAACGGAUCUGGGAUGUGUAAAGCCGGCUUUGCUGGGGAUGACGCCCCACGUGCUGUGUUUCCAGCCAUCACUGGUAAACCCAAGUCUACAUGGCCGGGAUGGGAACCAAGGACUGCUACAUCGGGGACGAGGCACAGAGUAAGAGGUAUCCUCAGUCUGAAAUAUCCCGUUGAGAACGGCAUCGUCAACAACUGGGACGACAUGGAACGUGUGUGGCACCACACAUACUACAACGAGCUGAGAGUGGCACCCGAGGAGCACCCAGUACUUCUGACGGAGGCACCACUCAACCCCAAGUCUAACAGAGAGAAGAUGGUGCAGAUCAUGUUUGAGACAUUCAACACUCCCGCCUUCUAUGUGAGCAUCCAGGCGGUGUUGUCGCUGUACGCCUCGGGCAGAACCACUGGCGUCGUCCUCGACUCGGGAGAUGGCGUCUCGCACGUCGUGCCCAUAUAUGAAGGCUACGCCCUGCCCCACGCUGUCCGGAGAAUGGACCUGGCUGGCCGUCACCUGACCUCCUACCUUAGCAGGAUUCUACACGAGAGAGGAUACAACUUUACUACAUCUUCUGAGAAGGAGAUAGUGCGAGACAUCAAGGAGAAGCUCUGCUAUGUUCCCAUGGACUUCGAGUCAGAGAUGGUGUCAGCUGCACAGUCCAGCGCCAUUGAGAAAGGAUACGAGCUGCCGGACGGGGCUGUGAUAACUAUCGGCAAUGAGAGGUUCCGAGCUCCGGAGUGUCUGUUCCAGCCGAGCUUCACGGGUAUGGAGAGUGCAGGCAUCCACGAGAUGGUCAACAGCUCGGUGAUGAACUGUGACAUUGAUAUCAGGAAGGAUCUGUACAGCAACGUGGUUCUGUCAGGAGGAUCAACAAUGUAUCCAGGUCUGGCAGACCGUAUGGCGAAGGAACUGAGCGCCAUCGUACCGUCUACAAUCAAGGUCAAGGUUAUUUCUCCACCUGAGCGGAAGUACUCGGUGUGGAUCGGCGGCUCCAUCUUGGCCUCGCUUUCAACCUUUCAACAGCAGUGGAUCUCCAAGCAGGAGUAUGAUGAAUCUGGACCUAGCAUUGUUCACAGGAAAUGUUUCUGAGCGUCACAUCGUGAGAGAAAGUUGACAAUGAGGGGUGGAGUUAUAAGUCUUUCAAUGGGAAUGAGGUGUCCUUCACGAGAUCUGAAAUUGCAACCGUAACAGCAACGUCUUCACGUUGCAAGUGGAAGCACAAACCAUCCAGCAUGUUAACACAGAACAUAGCACACAUACAUUUCUCGCACUGCGUUAACGAUGGAUUGAAUUAUUUGUUUGUAAUGUUGGUAGAGAACAUCGUGCAAUAUCAUUACUCAUCUUAAUCAGUACUGUGCCUUGUAAAAGGCGUCAUGUUUUACAUGAUUCUGAAAGGGCUCUGAUGUUAUCAAACAUUGUGUAUAUAUCCUUGUACAUGAUUCCAUCUGUAUAUACCAUAUAUUUAUCGAUCCAUCCGUACAACAUAUCACAUAUACAACAUAUCACAUAUACACCAGUCCAUGUGUACAUAUUACAUGAAAUGAACUCGUGUAUCAACAAUGUUUAUAGGUCAUGUCACUUGAAUAAAUGUUUCAGUCGGA